AUGAUGGUUCGUAAAAGACCUGGUGGUGUAAUUGAUUUGUCAAACUCUGGUGAUUCAGACAUUGGUGGCUCUGAAGAUGUCCAGUGUUCUCAGUUACCUUUUACAGACUAUGAUUCCUAUGCAUCAUUAUCAGAAACCCAGAAUGAUUUUUCCAGUGACACCUCAAGUUUUGAUCGCCAGCUCUAUGAGAAGUGCCUAGAAGAUUCAAAGAAGAAGAAAAUUGAAAAGAAGACUAAGGAUGGCUUCACUAGGUUUUCUGCCACAGCUUUUAUGAAUGUGAUAUCUGCUCUAUCCCCUGAGAAGAAGGCUAUCAUUGAGAGUUAUGGUUUUGGAUCUUUGUUGAAGUUCAACAAGUGUUUCGUGCCGAAUAAGUUUGCUAACUGGGUUGCACGUCUAGUUGAUUCGAAAUCUGGUGACGUUAUCCGUGAUGGAAAGGUUAUUUCUCUUACUGAAGAAUCUGUUCAUUUGGUUCUUGAUCUCCCGAAAGGAAGCAGGUGUUUCCCAUCUGAUUCAAGUGCUGGUAGAGAUGCUGUCUUAUCAAAGUUUGGAAAGGAUAGAAUACCUUCUGUUUCAUUUUUUACUGACAAGUUAAUCAGUAAGGAUGAUUUACCAGAUGAGGAUAUGUUCAUUUGCUUCAUGAUAGUUGCUUUGAGUAGCUUUUUAUGUCCGAAUACCAAUACUGUUCCAAGUCCCAAGUAUUUUGGUGUUUUUGAAGAUAUUGAUCAGAUCAAGGAAUAUAAUUGGUGUGGUUUUAUGUUGGAUUGGUUGCUGGAGCAUAUAAAGGCAUUCACUAGAGGGAAGAAUGAGAAAUCAAAACGUUGUCAAGGUCUUGUAGUUUAA
Messenger RNA from Miscanthus lutarioriparius, 840 nucleotides. The record is from the annotation of a GenBank genome assembly. NCBI's taxonomy places the organism in Eukaryota, Viridiplantae, Streptophyta, Magnoliopsida, Poales, Poaceae.